Plasmopara halstedii is the source of this 446-nucleotide messenger RNA. RefSeq lists its product as uncharacterized. Lineage: Eukaryota; Oomycota; Peronosporomycetes; Peronosporales; Peronosporaceae. Bases 105 to 284 code for a protein of 59 amino acids. The record is from RefSeq and is a predicted model, not a curated record. The transcript has a single exon.
CGGCAAAGGGCUGACAAGUGUUGUGAAUUCAACUCAUCCUUCGUUACUUUGCUUUGGGUUUUGACAAGGCUGUCGAACAUAAUGGAGGCGUUGAGACGGAAGAGAUGGAAUGUGAUCGUCAGGACCUCCAAGAACUUUUGAACCUACAAAAUCAGGUGCUGCGCAAGCAUGAUGAAGAAGCAGCUCAUGAAGUGGGAGUUGACAAACUGCAAGUUAUCUCGUGCUUUAAGCAUUUGAGCCUUCGAGCCAGAGCGAUUGAAUUAGAUCGAUCUGAAUACUCUUGAAAUUCAAGUGCUUCUAAAGAAUGUAUAACUUUUCGCAUAAAUUGAGCUAGACAUGUACUACUUGGAGGAGUCUGCGUUCUAUAUAAUAUAGUAACUAACUUACAAAGUCUAGGGCGCGCUCCCGUUUAGCAAACCUUCCUACUCUACCUGGCCAUACCUCUC